CAUCUGGGGCGAGCUUGCCGCUGCUGUGGCUACGGGGCUCCUCAGGUGGCGGCGCCUGCGGUCGCGCUACGGAGGCCCGGUUGCCGGAUUACGGGAAAGUAUUUAAGAAGCUUGUGGAUUAAUAUGAAUCAAAGUAAUAUAAGAUCUGCAGGAAGCCCCUCAAAAUAGCUGGAAAGGAAGAAUUUCUAGACUCUUCAUCAAGAUCUUCAAUUACACGGUUAAAUCUAAGGCUCCUGUGGUAAAAUCAUGAAUAAAAAUACAUCUGCUGUGUUAUCAUCCAGUCUACUUGAAAAGGAUCCUGCCUUUCAGAUGAUUACAAUUACCAAGGAAACAGGCCUUGGUCUGAAGAUCCUAGGAGGAAUUAACCGAAAUGAAGGUCCCUUGGUAUAUAUUCAGGAAAUCAUUCCUGGAGGAGACUGUUACAAGGAUGGACGUUUGAAGCCAGGAGAUCAACUUGUCUCAAUAAACAAGGAAUCUAUGAUUGGUGUAUCCUUUGAAGAAGCAAAAAGCAUAAUUACAAGAGCCAAGUUGAGGUCAGAAUCUGCUUGGGAGAUAGCAUUCAUAAGACAAAAAUCUGAUGGCAGUCAUCUAGAAAAUCCAUCUUGUACAUCCCUUUUACAAGCUUCCAGAGAAUAUGGACCUCAAGCCUCGACAUUUAGCCUUCUUCCUUCUCCCCCUGAAAUACUAAUUCCAAAGACCUCAUCUACUCCCCAAACUACAGAUACCACUUUAUCUUCUUUUAACAUUAGUCAGAUAAAAACUGGAUACAAGAAAACAGAACAGACUCCAAUUACUUCUUCAGAAAACAGCCCUGCGGAUAUGUCUAAUACAGAUAUUGCCCCUGCAUGGACUGAUAAUUAUGGACCACAAGGAAAGAAGAUUUCCCUAAAUCCCUCUGUUCGCCUUAAGGCAGAGAAACUGGAAAUGGCUCUAGAUUAUCUUGGAAUUCAGCCCACAAAGGAACAACAGCAAGCCCUGAGACAGCAAGUGCAAAUAGACCCAAAGGGGACAGUGUCUUUUGGAGAUUUUGUCCAGGUUGCCAGAAACUUGUUUUGCUUGCAGUUGGACGAAGUAAAUGUCAGUGCACGUGAAAUUUCCAGCAUGUUAGAUUCACAGCUUCUUCCCUGUGAUUCCUCAGAGACAGAUGAAAUAGAAAGGCUUAAGCGUGAAAGAAAUGACGCCUUGGAGGAAGUGAAUGCACUCAAGGAAAAGUUAUUUGAAUCAGAAAGGCAAAAGAAACAAUUGACAGAAGAACUCCAGAAUGUGAAACAAGAAGCCAAAGCCGUGGUGGAAGAAACCAGAGCCCUGCGAAGUCGGAUCCACCUUGCUGAAGCCGCACAGCGCCAGGCACAUGGGAUGGAAAUGGACUACGAAGAGGUGAUCCAUCUGUUAGAGACUGAGAUCACAGAUCUAAAGGCUCAGCUUGCUGAUUGUUCAGACCAAAAUAAAGAAAGUGUUCAGGAGUUAAGAAAGAGAAUCACAGUGCUCGAUUGCCAAUUGCGAAAAUCAGAAAUGGCUCGAAAAACUUUUGAGGCAUCCACUGAAAAGCUUCUUCAUUUUGUAGAGACUAUUCAAGAAUUAUUUUCUGAUAAUUCUUCUCCUUUAUCAAGUUUAAGUGAAAGAAGACCUAUGCUAGCUUCUCAGACUUCCCUCACACCACUAAGAAGGAAUGGACGUAAUAUCCCAGCAACACUGGCACUUGAAUCUAAGGAACUUGUUAAAUCUGUUCGGGCCAUACUUGAUAUGGAUUGCAGAGGGAGAAGCAAGCUCCAUGCAGGGAGCCCAACGUGGGACUCAAUCCCAGGACUCCAGGAUCAUGCCCUGGGCCGAAGACCUACCUUACGGGUGGGAGGAAGCUUACACAGCAGAUGGAAUCAAGUACUUCAUCAAUCACGUAACACAGACGACAUCCUGGAUCCAUCCCGUGAUGAGUGCACUGAACCUGUCCUGCUCAGAGGAGAAUGAAGAAGAUUGUUCCAGAGAACUUACCGAUCAGAAGAGUUGAUGGUCUUCUGUAGGAAACUGAGCUCCAUGGUCUUCUAAUGUCUUAUUCCACGUGGAUGACUCCCAACGAAUAGGAGCAAAACACACUCUACUUAUUGAGGUUCUGAAAUAGAGACUCUGGAUUUAGGCUAUUUUUAUAACACUUUUUUUUUUCUUGUGAUGAGUAUUUUUUACUUUUAUUGAAGUGUAAUUAACAUGCGGUGUUACAUUAGUUUCAGGCAUACAAUAUAGUGAUUCAACAGUUCUAUAACAAUACUCGGUGUUCAUUCAUCAUGAUGAAAGUACUCUUAAUCCCCUUUAUCUAUUUUGUUCAUCCCCCCACCCACCUCCCCUCUGGCAACCACCAUCUUGUUCUCUGUACUCAA
This is a messenger RNA of Nyctereutes procyonoides (raccoon dog), 2369 nucleotides long. It is a transcript of the gene STXBP4, whose product is annotated as syntaxin binding protein 4. Gene Ontology annotation, molecular function: syntaxin binding. Lineage: Eukaryota; Metazoa; Chordata; Mammalia; Carnivora; Canidae. The transcript has 19 exons. Gene Ontology annotation, biological process: insulin receptor signaling pathway; regulation of insulin secretion involved in cellular response to glucose stimulus. The record is from RefSeq and is a predicted model, not a curated record. The coding region runs from base 247 to 1965 and encodes 572 amino acids. Gene Ontology annotation, cellular component: cytoplasmic vesicle.